This is a messenger RNA of Capsella rubella, 926 nucleotides long. RefSeq names its product RPM1-interacting protein 4. Bases 339 to 596 code for a protein of 85 amino acids. The record is from RefSeq and is a predicted model, not a curated record. NCBI's taxonomy places the organism in Eukaryota, Viridiplantae, Streptophyta, Magnoliopsida, Brassicales, Brassicaceae. The transcript has 2 exons.
UUAGGUAGUACGGUUGGGGGAAAUACGCGGGAAAGAAGAAGAUGUGUUAAUGUAUAAUGGAGCAAAAAAACAAAAAAAAAAAGUUUGAUUUGGUUAAUGCUGUUGUCAACGACGACGUGUUCCCCUCUUAUGUUUCUCCCUUCAUCUCCCUCUAUAUUACAACUUCAUUUCCCUUCUCUCUCUUCCCACAUUUCUCUCUCUCUCUAGAUCUUGAUAUUUUCCUCUUGAUUCGAUCUCAACAAUGGCGACGGUAAGAAGAAGAAUCUCUUCAGACUUUACCCUUCAUCAUAUGAUGAUCAUCCUCAUAUAAAGUCUCUAGCUUUUCUUAUCUCUAGUGAAUGCUCUGUUUUCUGGUGCAGGAAAAUAAAGGGAAGCCAUUGCCAAAGUUUGGUGAAUGGGAUGUGAACAAUCCCGCAUCAGCCGAAGGCUUCACAGUCAUUUUCAGCAAAGCUAGUGACGAGAAGAAGACCAAGAAAGCAUCCGGCGCUGGCCCUAAUAGUCUGGCUACACCUCAGAGAAACCAUAACUCCGAUCAAAACAAUCACCUUGAUUCCCAAAACCCAAAAGCUAAGAAUAAAUGGUUUUGCUUCCGUUAAAUCCUGCCAUCUUCUGAAGAAUCCGAGUGGCAUAGCGAAGCUGAAGAAGUUAGCAGAGAGAGAUCUCAAACAAAGUGAAACGAAAGGGAUUAACAGUUUAAAGACCAUACUACACCUUCAGUUUUCUUUUUCUGUCUUCUGCUGAUAUUAUACUUGUUCAGUAUACUUUUUUGUUCCUUUCCUUUUAUUUGCCUUGCCAACAUUUUGCCCACACAAUGGAUAUAAAUUCUAUCUUCUGACUCCAUCUAAGAACUUGGUUUCUGAUGGAAAUAAGAUUUUGAGACAUAGUUCUUCUCAGACAUAAUGCUAUCCUUCAUAUCGAUGAAACAA